UUGGGGGCGUAUCCUUUCCAUUUGUGGCUGAGUUGUGUGCUUCCCAUAGUGCACUGCAGAGAGAGGAGAUGGCAGCUGUGCUUGAGGAGAAUGGAUGCAGCCCCCCUCCUGGGGACCUGGAUGUGGGACUCAGGAAUAACGCCCGCCAUAAGCUGCAGUCUCUCCUGAACAGAAACAUGCGGAUAGAGAUGACAGAUGGGCGUUCUCUGAUUGGCUGCUUCCUCUGUACAGACCGGGACUGUAACGUCAUCCUCGGGUCCGCCCAGGAAUUCCUCCGCCCCUCAGACACUUUUCCUAUCCGGGAGCCUCGUGUCCUGGGUCUUGCCAUGGUCCCCGGGCAUCACAUUGUGUCCAUACAAGUGGAGCUGGAGAGCGUCACCUCCCCUCAGUACCUGUGAGCGGCGCAGGAGAGCGGACGUCAGGUGUUCCUGAGUGCAGAAUAUAGACAUUGGCUGUCUGUCCCAUCCCCCCACCCCCCAGAUCUGUGUGUACAUUUUUCUAUAAUGCCAAAAAUAAAUUAUUUUUACUGCC
Rana temporaria (common frog) is the source of this 531-nucleotide messenger RNA. It is a transcript of the gene NAA38, whose product is annotated as N-alpha-acetyltransferase 38, NatC auxiliary subunit. The record is from RefSeq and is a predicted model, not a curated record. Lineage: Eukaryota; Metazoa; Chordata; Amphibia; Anura; Ranidae. The transcript has 3 exons. The coding region runs from base 69 to 398 and encodes 109 amino acids. Gene Ontology annotation, molecular function: RNA binding. Gene Ontology annotation, cellular component: NatC complex.